UAAUAUUAAAAUAAAAUGUUCUUUAAUAAUUCUUCAGAACUUUUUUGUCUACUUAUCAAGCAGGAAGUGGAUUCGCCUUAUCAUAAUUAGUGAUAUAUUAAUUAACUGUUACUGUAACUAUAGAGAUGUAAACAAAUAAUGGCUGAUACAGAAGCCAAAACAAUGGAUGACGGGAAAACGGAAGUGGAUAAUGGCCCAAGUAACAGUGAAUCAAAGAAUGAGAACGCUGAAGUAAAUUUUAGAUCUGAAUCAGAGGAAAAGAUGGAUUGCACUGAAAGUCUCAACAUGGAUGGAAAUACAAAUCUAUCUGAAAGCACCAAAGAGUUAAACAAUGGUAGAUCAACACUGGAAGAAAAAACAGAAAUAUCUUCUUCUGCAGCGCAAAAAAACAUAGAUCAGAUGGAUACUGAGGAUAAAACAAUUCCUGAAAAUUUUCAGAUGAAUAAACAAAUGAAUGAACAAAAUAACAAAGAAGCAAAUAAUAAUAUUCAGGAGGAAGUAAGUAAAAAGAAACCAGAUUUUCUUGAAUCUAAUGGAAAUGAAGAAAGCCAGUAUUCUGUGGAUGACCGGUCACAAGAUGUUCAAAUUGAGAAUUGUUAUUGCGGUAAAGAAAGAAAUUUGAACAUUGUGGAGCUACAAUGUGGUGGCUGUUCCAAAUGGUUUCAUGAACACUGUUUAAACAUACCAAUAGGAAAAUGCCUUCCAUUCAUGACUUAUUAUUCAUUCUUCUGUAAACAUUGUAAUUCAUCUGGAGUAGAGUCAUUUUCCAAGAAACAGCCAAAUUUUAGUCAGAUGUGUGGAACAGCCCUUGCUAACUUAAUGCAACAAUGUAAUUCUGAUGGGAAACCAAGAACAAUGUUUUCCAAAGAUAAGGAAGUUAUACCCUACAUUGUAGAAAAUUGGGAAUACUUAACAACUAUGCAGAGGAGAAUAAAACAAACAUGGCAUAAUACAGUACAUAAAACCAUGUUGAAAGAUUCAGAUGUUUUCAUUUGCGAUGAAAAUGGAUUUGAUGGGGGCCCUAUGUUUGGUUUAGUAAAUCAGGAUUUGAUUAAAAUUGGUCCUAACUAUGAUAAUUCAUCCAGAGGUCCUCAGAAAAUAAAUAUUGAUUCAUCUUCAUCCCAAGGAGCUUUUAAUAAAGGACGCAGCAGUAAAAGGAAAUUUUUUGAUAAUCAGAUGUCUGGAACAGGAAAGAAAGUGAAAAGUGAUUUAGUAAUGCCCAAACUGCCACCAAAUGGCUAUCCACUUGAGCAUCCAUUUAACAAAGAUGGCUAUCGGUACAUCCUUGCUGAACCUGAUCCCCAUGCUCCAUUUCGACAAGAAUUUGAUGAAAGUCAAGACUGGGCUGGUAAGCCAAUUCCAGGAUGGCUGUAUAGAAAGUUGACUCCUAGCAAUGUAUUAAUCGCCUUACAUGAUCGAGCUCCUCAGUUGAAGAUAUCUGAUGAUAGAUUGACUGUCACAGGAGAAAAAGGAUAUUGUAUGGCUCGAGCUACACAUGGUGUUGCUAAAGGUACUUGGUAUUUUGAAAUAACUAUGGAUGAUGUACCAGAUGGAGCAGCUGCUCGUCUUGGAUGGUCCCAGCCUUUAGCUAAUCUACAAGGUCCAUUGGGAUAUGACAAAUUUAGCUAUUCUUGGAGGUCAAGGAAAGGAACAAAAUUUCAUGAAAGCAGAGGUUACCAUUAUUCAGAUGAAGGUUAUGGUCAAGGAGACACUCUUGGUUUUUAUAUUCACCUCCCACAAAAAGGGGAUAAAAUACCUUUACCACCAAUUUAUAAAGAUAAGCCACUUGUAAAAUUUAAAAGCUAUCUAUAUUAUGAAGAAAAAGAUGAAGUACAGUUAGAAUUAAAAAAUAUGAAACCUCUGCCUGGUAGUAAAAUUGUUUUCUACAAAAAUGGUAAAAAUUUGGGUACAGCUUUUGAGAACAUUAAUGUAGGAACAUACUAUCCAGCUGUAUCUUUAUACAAAAAUUGUACAGGCACCCUGAACUUUGGCCCAGUAUUUAAGUAUCCACCUACUGAAAAGUACAAACCUAUAUGUGAACUAGCUCAUGAAGCAACUAUUGAACAAGCAAUGACUGAUCUGUUAUUUUUCACUGAAAAUAAAGGAAAGCUACGGUUAGAUGCAAUAUAACCAUAUCAUCAAAAAAAUUUCAACUUUUUUUAUAAAUAUUUUUACAUCUUUGGAUAUGUAUUUAUUGCACAAAAAAAAAACUUCAUU
Messenger RNA from Argiope bruennichi, 2217 nucleotides. RefSeq names its product set1/Ash2 histone methyltransferase complex subunit ASH2-like (gene ash2). The record is from RefSeq and is a predicted model, not a curated record. Bases 139 to 2130 code for a protein of 663 amino acids. Lineage: Eukaryota; Metazoa; Arthropoda; Arachnida; Araneae; Araneidae. Gene Ontology annotation, molecular function: transcription cis-regulatory region binding; protein binding. The transcript has 17 exons. Gene Ontology annotation, cellular component: Set1C/COMPASS complex.